Amborella trichopoda is the source of this 799-nucleotide messenger RNA. Its product is annotated as protein PHLOEM PROTEIN 2-LIKE A9. Gene Ontology annotation, molecular function: carbohydrate binding. The record is from RefSeq and is a predicted model, not a curated record. NCBI's taxonomy places the organism in Eukaryota, Viridiplantae, Streptophyta, Magnoliopsida, Amborellales, Amborellaceae.
CCUGAUUUCUCAUUCAGCACUCCAGUUAUCCAUCAUGGCAAGCCACUACCGUUCUACCACAAAACAUGAUUCGAAUGAGCAGAUUACUGAAUCGAAGGUCCUCAAAGCCACGGAUCUUGACAUCGCAUGGGGAGGAGACGAACGUUAUUGGCGUUGGAUUCCCAGGGGCAAAAUAACUGGCGAAUCGAAUAGCACCGAGACAGUAGCGGAGUUACUGCAAGUGUCAUGGCUAGAGGUGAGCGCACGGGUCCCGGCAAAGAUGUUUCUACCGAGCACGAAAUACGAAGUCACGUUUCACAUAAUCUGGAAACCCGACGCCUUUGGUUGGAAGGAUGUGGAGGUGUAUGUAGUGGUCUGGUUUAAGAACAAAGAACCCGUGGACUAUGUGCAGGUGGAUUUGCAGAAGUCAAAAGAACAGACGGUUCCCCUAGAACUAGGAUCCGUAUCCUUCACAACGCCUGCUAACUUAGAGGAUGAUAUGAUAUUUGGAUUGUAUGAGGUGUGGAGCCAGCAAUGGAAGGGUGGCCUUGUCAUACUAGGAGCCAAAAUCACCAAGUCCCAAGAUUCUAAGUCCUCAUAAACCAUACAUCUUCACCAACAACACAACUCCUCCUUGGGUCCUACUCAUUUCUUUCUCUCUCUCUAGCAGUACAAUAUGGUCCCUCCAUGUAUCCUUACUGUUUAUAUGCAGUUUAUUGCAUGAAGAAGCCAAAUAAAGAGGAUACUAUGUUGUUGGUUGGACGUUCAACAAACUUUAAUGUGGAGGGAUGCUAGCAAUGUAAUGGUUGUAUUCUAUGAA